Molecule: messenger RNA, 1515 nt
Organism: Cucurbita maxima (winter squash)
Lineage: Eukaryota; Viridiplantae; Streptophyta; Magnoliopsida; Cucurbitales; Cucurbitaceae
Product: protein DECREASED SIZE EXCLUSION LIMIT 1
Exons: 13
Coding region: 150-1301 (383 amino acids)
Molecular function (GO): protein binding
Source: RefSeq, a predicted model, not a curated record
CGCCCCUCCGACUGUCUUUACAAGUCAGUCGCCUUUUGGCGGUGAAAUUCAGAAACGCCGUCCAACUCCCGCGGUUGGUUUACCGGCACUACAAAUUUCCUGGUGAAGAGGAGAAUUAGAAAAGAAGGAAACGCGACGUUGGAGCGAGAAUGAGUAAGAGGCCACCGCCGGACCCUGUGGCCGUGCUCCGAGGUCAUCGGGCCUCUGUCACCGACGUUUCUUUUCAUCCGUCUGAACCUCUUCUCUUUUCGGGCUCUGCAGAUGGUGAGUUGCGUAUUUGGGACACGGCUCAGCAUAGAACGGUAUCAUCAGCAUGGGUGCAUAGUGCGGCACACGGAAUUAUUAGUAUUGCUUGUAGUCGUUCAAUUGGGACAAAUAGAGUUGUCAGCCAGGGUAGGGAUGGAACUGUGAAGUGCUGGGAUAUUGAUGAUAGGGCUCUGUCCAGAGUUCCCUCUGUAACAAUCAACACAAAUGCCUAUCACUUUUGCAAACUCUCCUUGGUGAAGCAGCCUUCUGAUUUUUCAAGGCAUGAUGGUGGUCCUAAGUGUAGUAAUGAUAUAGACCAGAACCCCGUCGAGGUCGAAACUUUGAGCUGCAGUGGAGAAAAGACUCAAGAAAAUUCUACUGAGCAGGCAUGCAUAUCAGAAGCGGACGGACUUAAGUAUGUGGCUGUUGCCGGGGAGCAAUCUUCAGAGGUUGAAAUUUGGGAUCUGAAUUCUGGGGAAAGGUUGCUACGACUUCCUCCAAACUGUGAAGGGGAUUGCCCAAAUAUCUCUACGAAGGAGAGAGGAUUGUGCAUGGCAGUCCAAGCCUUUUUACCGUCUAAAUCUCAGGGAUUCUUAAAUGUCUUGUCUGGAUACGAGGAUGGUUCCAUGCUUUGGUGGGAUCUAAGGAAUCCGGGUGUUCCAGUAACAUCAGUGAAGUGUCAUUCAGAGCCAGUUCUAAGCAUUUGUGUUGAUGGAUCUUGCAAUGGUGGUAUCUCAGGAGCUGCAGACGACAAAAUUGUGACUUUUAGUUUGGAUCAUUCCAUGGGUACAUGUCUAGUGAAGAAAGAAAUUACUUUGGAACGGCCUGGCAUAGCAAAAGUCUCUAUUCGACCAGAUGACAAGAUUGCUUCAACUGCUGGUUGGGAUCACAGAGUACGGAUAUAUAAUUAUCGGAAAGGAAGCCCCCUUGCUAUAUUGAAGUAUCAUCAGGCCUUGUGUAAUGCUGUAUCAUACUCGGACAACUGUAAAUUAAUGGCAUCUGCGUCAGAAGACAGAACAGUGGCACUCUGGGAACUCUAUCCUCCUCGAACUUGAAUUCAAAUGGCUGCCGUUGUUUCUCGCUUGGGAGGAGGGUAUAGGCAUCUGACUUACCAUGCCCUGAUGUACCUUUAUUUAUUACUAUUAUUUUCUUUCUUUUUAAUCUUUUUAAUCUUUUUGUAAUUUAUUUCACUGUGGUACAUUUACUGAUAAAAGGUAAAAAGCACCCUCCCAACUUUUCGCAUCUGUAGCAUCUCUUCACUUCACGGAA